AUGGGAAACUGCGCUACUAUGAAAUAAACUACUAAUUUAUGCUCAGCAGCUCAGCUUUUAAAAUCAUAAUACGAGUAGAUGAUUAACUAAAUAAAAGCUUCUAGAAAUAUUUUGAUUAAAUAAUUUGUGAAAGACUUAGAAGACCAAAAGGAGAGAGAAGAAGACUUUUCUUUCAUGCAAGAUCUAAAGCUAGUUAAGGAAAAUUGCAGAGGCAUUGAAUUAAAAUAUUAAUUCAGCACUGUUAUACAUUAAUUAUAAGAAAUCGAAUCGAAAUUUUAGCUUUUAGAAAACAUUUAAAAAAAUGAAUUAGAGAGAAGGGUCGCUAAAGGCAUUGACAUUAACUAAAAGACUAAAAAGAUAUUAAAUGAUGCUUCUAAAUUAAGAGUAAUUAUUUAUGACUAUUUCUAUUCAGAUUUAGAAGUAACUGAUGUUCCCAAUGAGCUGAUUUGA
Molecule: messenger RNA, 450 nt
Organism: Tetrahymena thermophila SB210
Lineage: Eukaryota; Ciliophora; Oligohymenophorea; Hymenostomatida; Tetrahymenidae
Exons: 1
Source: RefSeq, a predicted model, not a curated record